Molecule: messenger RNA, 7156 nt
Organism: Chara braunii
Lineage: Eukaryota; Viridiplantae; Streptophyta; Charophyceae; Charales; Characeae
Source: the annotation of a GenBank genome assembly
CGGCGAAGAUGAAGAGAUUGGAGGAGGAGAUGAAGAAAGUACAACAAGAGGAGGAAGGAAGAAGAAAAGCUGCUGAAGCAGAAGCGGCAGCAGAAGAAGAGAAAGAGAGGAUGAGRAUUGAGAGUGGAGAAGGGAGUAGUGGUGGCACGAUGACAAGGGAGACAGAUACAGGGAUGGAGAAGAGGAUCAGCGAGUGGGUCGCUAAUUUAUCGUUGGGAGAAGACGAGGAGGUGGAGUCCUAUGUGACUAAGGAUGAGAAGGCUGCGCUGGCCGCUGAGGUAGCGGCCAUGACAGACCCGAUGGAACGAAGAGAGAGGGAAGACGAACAAAAGUUAGCAUGGAAGUUGAGAAUGAAGAGGGAGAAGAAGAGGAGGAGAGAGGAAGUGAAUAAGAUGACCGCAGCAGUGGUAAAGGUGCAGGAGUGUAGAGCGGAGGUGCUGGCCCAACCAGACGAUAAGGCCAAGUGGGACAAAGUACUGGGGUACCUGGAGGUGUUGAGCAAGGCCUGGAUGGAGGAGCGCCAGGCAAGCUGGAGCCAGGAUGUAGCAUUGAGUGCCAUGCGGUCAGGGUUUAGAGAUUUUGCGCGCGAGAUUGUCACCCAUAUUGGGGGCGAAGUGAAGCAAUUGAGAGAUAAUGUAGGGAAGUUUUAUGAGGGCGCCAUUCAGGGUGCCAAAGCUGUAGCCGCUGUAGAGGGAGAGGCCAGACCCCGUGUGGCAGAAGAAUUAAAGGAGAGGAUGCCAGCCUGGGCCAAAAUGAAGAAGGAGAGUAAAGGACAACUGAUUUUGGUAGAUGUAGAGGUGUUUAGGAGUAGGGUAGGGGCCCUUAUAGACUCAGGGGCUACCCGUAGUUAUAUCAGCCGUAGGGCGCUGAAGAAGCUGAGGCUAGGACUAAAGGUCCAAAAGUUAAUAGGCCCUAUGGUCAGUGUUCUCGCAGACAACCGCACAAUGCGCGUUGAGGACUAUGUAGAGGGAGUCCAGGCGUACUUUCGCCUAGAGAAGGAUGGGAAGGUGGAGAAAGUUCUCCAUUCCCUGACUCUCCUUGACCUUCCUUUCGAUGUAGUGUUAGGAAUGGAUUGGGGAGAGGCAGCGGAGGCCACACUCCAUUUGAGAGAGCAUGAGUGUAGGCUCCCUGGUUCGUCAGGCGAAGUGAAGACUGCUCGCCUGUUCCAUGCGUCCGGUGUAGAUAACACCUUGGCGCAUUGCUGUCUCAGUGCUCCCGCGUUCGCGCGAUUAGUAAGAAAGGAGCAGUUAGAGGAACAAGUCUUUGUGGUGUAUGUUAGAGCUGUCACUGAGGGGCAGAAGAAGGAUAACUCCACAGACCCAACAAUUUCCAAGCUGCUGGAGGAGUUCAAAGAUUUGACUGAGUCGCUGACAGGAGUAGUGCCGCGACCCAUCCAUCAUAGGAUAGAGAUAGAGCCUGGCAGUAGAACACCUAAGGGUGCAGUCUACAUGAUGUCCCCUAGAGAGUUAGAGGAGCUUCGCAAGCAGUUAGACGAACUCCUUGAGAAAGGGUGGAUCAGGCCCAGUUCGUCUCCUUUUGGAGCACCCGUUUUGUUUGUCCCCAAGAAGGAAGGAGAGCUGAGAAUGUGUAUAGACUAUAGGGGAUUAAAUGCGAUCACCGUGAAGAAUGCUGAGCCGCUGCCCAGGAUAGACGAUCUUUUAGAUCGGGUGCAGAGUUGCUUAGCUAACUACUAUAGGAAGUUCGUAAGGAACUUCUCUACUAUCGCCGCUCCCUUGCGCAGGUUGCUGAAGAAAGAGGCAAACUGGCAAUGGGACAAAGACUGUACGUCUGCGCUCAAGAAGCUAAAGCGCGCGUUAAUAGAAUAUCCUGUCCUCAAAGUUGCAGAUCCGUCUUUGCCAUUUGUCGUCACCACGGACGCGAGUCAGUAUGGGAUAGGCGCCGUGUUGCAGCAAGACGACGGCAAUGGCUAUAGACCCGUAGAGUUCAUAUCUGCUCUUGACUUUCUGUUACCUGAAAAUCAGCCAACUGCAGCACUUGGAAGCUUAGAGUUUGCUGUAAAGUACAAACAGAUGCUGCAGCAGGCCGUAGAGCAUAUUCAGAAUGCACACGAUGCCAUGGUGACAUCUGAGAACAAACACAAACGACCGUCUGCAUUUCAGGAAGGUGAACGAGUCUGGGUAAAAUCAUCUGAAAUGGGCCAAGAGUUGGGAAUUUCACGCAAACUGAUGCCACAGUACGUUGGGCCUUGGGAGAUUCUGGACAUAGUACGACAUCAACCCGAUGACGCAUCAUAUGUGAUUCGCAUUCCUGGUCACCUCCGUACACACCCUGUUUUCCAUGCAUCCCAAUUGGCACCCUUCGCUGAAAUUGAGCAGUUUCCCUCAAGAAGAUCUAUGCUGCCCCCAACCAUGGAUGGACACGUGGACAUGGACGACACUGUUGAGCACAAGCUAAUGCCUGUGCCCAAGCCUCCAGGCAGGGGACGCAAUCCGAAACUGCAGAUGCAGUACCGGGUGUGGUUCAGACACCAUACGGAUCCUAAAGAAGAUCAGUGGUUCACAAGAGAAGAGCUAAUGAAGACCGCUGCCCAAAUUAUGUCAAGGCCAAAGUCAACUGUAGAGUCAAAGAGGUUGUUAGGGGAUGGUCGCCGGGCAGCUCGACGUGAUGGUCAUCGAGUUCGACUCGACGAGGACGUCAUCACUGGACUUUCUGGGCACCUUGAACGUCUGAUUGUCGGGUUGGACACGAGGACCAUAAUGGAUGCUACAGAGCAACAAGCGAAACGCUCUAGAACCAGGAGCUCUGCGAGUGUCGAGCACUCGCCCAAAAAAUUGAAGGGAACCCCAGUCACCGUGGUGGAUAAAGAAGAGACGCCAGGAUCUAGGGCGACAGUACAGCGCCGGUCAUCGAGCUCAGCGAUGCAGACGCCUGUGCAGCGACGUACGCCUCUUUCAGGUACACCUCUUUCAGGUGCGCGGAGUCACCCUCGGGGAUCUGAUCAAGGCAGGGAGGGAGAACACCAUGUCCGGAUUGUGGGGAGUGCUCAAGGUUCUGGUGGUGGUCGUGGUCAAGGGUCUGGUGGUGUUCGUGGUCAAGGAUCUAGUGGUGGUCGUCGACAAUGCGCAGAAGAGACAGCGCGGCAUUCGGGCUCCGCCGAGAGGUCUGUGCAUGGGGUGUCGGACGUCGAGCCUGUUGUUGACUACAAAGACAAAUUAUGGAUGUUGGAUUGGGCAGGCGAUAUCGGGCAGGCUGGAAGUGAUCCGAGUCUUCAAUUGAGAUUGUCUGAUCUAAUUGAAGUGUUCGCGUUCUUCGACGCGAAUGUGAUUCGAGGCCAUGGGGCUGUGGCUCACAAGGAUGACGCCGUGACAAAACCAAAAAGUGUUAUGUCAGCAGCUGCACUAGGACAGUCUUCGGGAAUAAUGCGACCAACUGUGGGUGCCAUAUCUCUCCGGCCGUCAGCGUCCACGGCGAUUGUCCCGAAAGCGGGUCAGAUCGCUUCCAAGGGCCCCGCUCAUGCACAGGUUCCACCGCCGGCGCCGAAGAAGAUCCGUGGUUUAGCAGCGAAAAAGCCAUUGGAUGUACUGCACGACAUUGUGCGUUCGUCGAGUAUGUAUGGUGCCGCUGUGCAAGGGCAUGAGGAGCACUCGAGCAUGUACAGUGCUAUGCAACGUCAUGAGAAGCCUUUGUAUUUCGGAGAUUCGGAGGAAGGGAGCAACAAAGAAGGAACAGAGAGGGAAGACGAAGAGGAAGGUUCACAGGAGAGAAGCGGUGGAAGCCAAGGAGAGGAAAAAGAGGAUAGUGAACAAACUUUUGGUGAGAGGGAAGGCCAUGAACGGACACAAGCCAAGGAGUUAGAGAGACGACGACACUCAAGUGUUCAUGCUGGGUUGUGCAUUGAGCGGAAGGAGAAGAGCGAUGACGAGCACUAUGAAGAUGUGCAGGAGCAAGAAGAGGGUUGGCAUGUGGACAAGCUGCAACACAAACCCGAAGCUGCUGCAAAACAAAAGCCGGCGCGGAAAAAGAGAGUAGCAAAGGGAGGUACGAUGGAGAAGACGACAGUUUUCCCCGCCUCUGAACAGCCACAGUCUGGCGAUGAGGGGAAAGGCAAAAUUGUCAUGCGGCCAUCAAGAUUGCAACUGUCGCCAAGUGAGCCAGCCACUUUGCAUCUCGGGAAGGGAUUCUUUCUGGACUUCAAUCCAGACGACACCCAAAAGAGCGAGACACAGUUUAUCACCGUCGAAUUCCGAAAGAUUAUGGACAUUCCAGAUGAAGAGUUUAGAUAUAACCAGAGAUUUCUCGGCCAAAAUCACGUUGAUGAGAUCUACGAAGCGAUGGUAAUAUCAGGUGAAGCGGCUAUUCAUGAAAGGACAACAGGCAGGACAGGGUUGAGCACAAAUCUUAGCGAUGUCUCAGAUGUCAUGGAUUGUAAAGAGGUCAUCCGACAUCUGACAUGUUACACAACAGUGCUUGAUUUGUGCCAUCCUACUCAAAUGGCCAAGUGGACAGAGCCGAUUUUUGAUGGACUCUGGCAAUUCAUGAAAAUGGUGGGAGGGGAGUAUUGGACGCUGAUAUGCUUCAUUCCGCGGUCCUGUGAGCUGACCUUUUUCAGGCGGGUGGUCCAGUCGGAUAUUCACAUGUCAGUCGCGAAGUGGACUCGCCAACAACAACAGAAGGUCCGCCAUCCGUAUAAGAUUGCAAAUUUGUCAUUGGAAGAUGCGGACAGAAUGGUGCUUAUUAUGUAUUCCAAUGAUGGGGACUACCACCGGAAUACAAUACCGUUGUUCGAAGAUAUCCAACCAACGGGACCAUCUUUCAGUACUCGAGCAACUGACAUUUCCACACUUGCGCGGCGAGAGCGGAAGCCAAAGGUGCUCACGGAUGUAUUGGAGAAGAACUUUCUGCCAACGAAGUGGAAAAUGGCGGGUAUGGAGCCGAAAGAAAAAGUUGUAUAUGAAGGAAUGGAGAGGGACCCAAAUGCAAUGGUAAAGACGUUGGAACACUUAUGUCCAGUGGAUGAAGCUAUUGUGUUUUUGGGAAAGGGUCAUGCAGCUUUGGUGUGGGAGCUAUUAAGAAGUAAUUGCCACUGCGUAGUUUUGGAAGGAGAGGACAUGAAGUUCGACUUCCUUGUACAAUUCAUAAACAAGAUGGUCGACACUCGAGAUUAUCAUGCGAAAUUCAUCAAGCCACCACCCCGCCAUGAUGAAGCUCGUGAUUUUGUGCACAAAGUGGGUCAAAAUAUGUUGAACAUCUGGCAGUUCCUUUUCGAGAUGCGGCCUGAAAACAGGAGAGACCGUGCAUAUGUUGCUCGCAGGCGAAAAGUUGAGACCCUUCUACGAGGUUAUCAUAAAGCUUCUUCAGACAAAGAGAUUUCAUUCCUCGACCGAUUGGAAAUCAUGUAUUUUGGUGAACGAAUCGGUGCUUUCACAGUCUCUGCCUACGCAACUUGCAUUCCGGAGGGUGAAGAGUUCGAUGCUGAAGAUUCGGAAGAGGAAAGUGUCGAUGGUACUUUGCAAACGGCCUUGGCAUGCGAAAGGGAAAGGACAAGUACCUCGUCUUCUCAAAAGAUGGCUACAACAGGGACGUCAUCAGGAACUCCUUCAAUUGGAAUUUCUGGUGUCGUGCUUGCCGACACAACGACACUUCCACUGACUACACCUCCUGACAGCACGACCGCUUUAGCAACGACAGUGUCAUCAUCUGCAGGAUUGAUGUCCGAUCCAGCGGCGGCCUUUAGAGCUUUGUUCGGUGUUGAGCCCUCCCCCGAGUUAUUAACGAGUUUCACAGGAUUUGCACAAAGCCCUGCUUUGUUGCAACGUUUCCUUCGUUCUCAUACCGCACAACAAGAACCUGAACCUGCAGAGGUGCUGGAGUAUGAGUAUGAGAUUGGGGAUAAGAUCCCCGCGGACAUCGCAUUAUUGAUGGGGCCUAUCGUUUGUCGAGAUGACCAUACAAUGAUGGAUGAUGAUAAGUGGGGUCACGACAUCGUGUGGCAUCCACAACAUUUUCAACCGGCAUUGGGGAAAGGACAAUGGGUGAUGGCAAUAAAACAAGACGGGCAGUGGCAAUUUUGUUCUCACAGACGUAUAGCGCAAUCGAAGUUUUAUACACAUGCAGAGGAUCAGAUCAAGAUGCGGCUUUCUCGACUCAAUCCUAAUGUUUCCCCAUCAAGAGUGGACACAAGGAAGCAGCAGAUUUUCCAGGAACUCAAAGCAUUACGAAGAUUUGAGGGAAAAGGACAAGGUUCUAGCGGUGGUGCGAGUGGAGAGGGAGUUGGACACCCAAGUGGUGGUGAGGGAGGAAAUGAUAAGAAAGGGAGUGGUGAAGGUGGAGGGACAUCACAAGGGCCUGCGUCCAAUCAGCCGUCAAGAGGUGCUACAAGAGGUCAACCACAUCGCGAGCACGUGGGAAGCGGCGGUCCUGUAGGAGGACGUAUCGAUGUCGGUGGUUCGCAGCAAGUCAAAGUGUCCACUGCAGAAAGACAAGUUGAUGAUUGUGAAGGUGGACUAAGUGCCACCACGACACUCACACUCACAAGUACCACAAUGACAGAUGUUGUAUGGUAUGAUGCCAGCGGCACAAGUGUCUUCCCUGUUGGCGAGAAGGCAAAUAUUGGCAGCCCGCAUGACCAUAUGUGGGAGUCUAUGGAUAUUAUGUCAUGCGGAUUGGAAAGUCAAGGGCGACUUAGGACAUCAAUGGAUGAAACCAUGUUUGCGGGGGUGACYGAACCGCAGGUCGAGCCUACCACUCCGCUCGAUGAAAAGACACUCAGAGGCGACUUGGASAUUCCUACYGAUUUUCRAAGUCCGAUAUUGACGGAGAAMKCACGACAAGGGUCUCAGGAUGCGCCUAUUGCAUGCGGAACGGCAACAACAAUGGAGGAAACCAUGUUUGUGGGGGAGCUCGAACCGGAAGUCGAGUCUAACAGUCUAUUCCAUGGAGAGACCCUCGGCAGCGACUUCGACAUUCCUACCGAAUUUCGAAGUCCGAUAUCAUCAGAGAAGGCGCAAGGAGGGUCUCAGGUUUCGCCUGUUGUAUGUGUUACUGCACGAAGAAACGACACUCUUUAGGGGCUCAUGGGAAAAGCAGCAAUCCAAGCACCCGACAUCGAAGAGGAUGAAGGCCAUAUUGUACGGACUACUCCAGAGCAACACACACCUGUGGAGGAAGGAAAAGAGAACAAACUUGAAACUCCUCU